GCGUUUCUUGUACAGAAUCGACCAGCCCUGGUCACCAUCAUCAGGAAGACGAAGAAAACGUGCAGUGGCUUUCGAGCCGUGCAAACGUGCAUAUCAGUCGUCGAUACCGAGGCCUAGUCCUACAAACAUAUGAACCGGUGUUGAUUUUUAUGACAAAGUGCUUAACUUGAAAUUGGUUCCAAUCCAGCUAGCAGUGAUACACCAUGACGGAGAAGAUAAACACCUUUCGCGUACGGGCGCCCUUAUCAGUUGCUCUAGUCGGUUUAGUCACAGUUUGGCUCAGCUUGCCGGGCGAUGUCAAUGGCUGGUUCUGGGAUGGGCUGCCCUGUGAAUUCCGCGAUUCAAUCAACAUAAGUAGUGGCGUUCGGGAUGGUCAAGAGAAUAUUUUUCACCGGGGCAUCCGGUACUCACCGAAGGAUUACGCUCUCGUUAAUUAUGCCUUCGAGGGUCUGGGAAACGAGCAGCAGGUGGAUGUUCCGGCCCAUUAUAGGGGUUGUGUAUGCCAUUUGACCAACUGUGUCCGAUUGUGUUGCCCUCUGGGCCAGUGGUUUUAUAUCGGAAGUGGACCACCCGUCUGUCAGCCAGCUUCCGCCAAUGGUAGCGAGUUUAAGGUGUUGGCAAAAGUUAACGAUGGAAAUGGAACCCGAGUGACCGAUUUACUGGAAAACUCUACCUUCGGAUAUGUGGACCAGAGACCGUGCAGUGAGCUAAUUGACGAAGAAUAUGAUGAUUGGCUGGUGGAUGAUAGUGGAUCGGUCCUGAAUAUGGGGGAGUUUCUGCUUUCGCACAAGGAUUACUGCCUGGCACCGCGCGAAGGCAACGAAACCACCCUGCUGAUGUACUGCCCGAUGACGGAAGAGUCCAGAGUGCCACAUGUUAUAGGUAUCUUCGUAUCGAUUCCGUUCCUGAUCGUAACGCUGGCCAUCUACAUCUGCAUUCCGGAACUGCGGAACAUCCACGGCAAAUCGUUGAUCUGCCACGUGUUUGCGCUUCUCUGCGUCUACGUGCUGUUGUUGCUAACGAACUUCCGGCUCACUUCCGGUUGGUGCAAGAUACAGGGAUUCACUCUGUACUUCUGGCUGCUGGUUUGCUUCUUCUGGCUCAAUGUGAUGUGCUUCGACAUCUUCUGGACCUUCAGCAGCGGAGUUCUGAUCAAGAAUGAAAAAAGACGAUUUCUGUACUAUUCGCUGUAUGCUUGGGGAGUUCCGGUGCUUUUCACGGGUGCAGCGUUGAUGGUGGAACAUUUAGACGCGGUUCCGCUUCACAUUAAACCCCGUUUCGGCGAGAAUGAGGAUGUGCUGAACUGUUUUCUUCAGAGGGAUAUGGCAAUCGAAUUCAUUUACUUCUACUUUCCGCUUUGUAUAGUGGUUGUAAGUAAUGUGUAUUUUUUCGGAAUGACGGCUUUUCGUAUCUUCCGGAUACAGCGAGCAACUGAAGCUGCUCUUCGACAUGAUUCCAAGCGGCACAGCAAAUUCGAAAAGGAUCGUUAUCGGUUCAGCUUGUAUCUGCGGCUAUUUGUCGUCAUGGGUAUCACCUGGACGUUUGAAAUCCUUUCCUGGGCCAGCCAGAGCGAACUCUGGUUCUUCUAUCUAGCAGAUAUUUGCAACUGCCUUUUGGGAGUGAUCAUAUUCUUCCUAUUCGUCUGGAAACAGAAAGUUCGACAGCUGGUUGUAAAGAGGAUAGGGCGUCAUCAAGAACCGAGUCGUUCGAAAUCAUCCGUUAAUACCGCGUCUUUCACAACGGGAACGACCAAGAGCUCCAGCGGCCAUGAAGCGGCGGUUCCGAUGAAUCCGAUUGCUACGAGGACGUCCGAGCUCGCCACGGAUUCGGCCUGAAUGCUGCUUUAGAUGUCUCACCAUAUCAGUGCUGAUUUGGUUAAAAAAGUUUCCCAUUAUUGAUGGGUGAAAAUUACACAACAGACACUCUCGCAAAAAAAAAGCAACCAUACUCGAAUGUAUCUUCGUUCGCAUUUAUGUGCUUGGAAAACCUUGUGCCCUGCUAAAAGUGAAUGUAGGCAACCACGACGCCGUUUUAAAAACGAUUGACAUAUUUUUAAGAAAAGUACUACUCCGAUGAUAUUCAUGUUCUUGGUGUUUUUUGUACUUGCACAACGUACUUCAUCAUUAGUAUUUAGAGAAAAAAAAAUCGGUUUCAAACUGACUUAUGAGUAUUGAUAGUUUUUAUCAGUUUCACAGUGUAUGAAAGCCUCUGGAAAGAUGUGAUAACAUCAAUUAUAUAAAAAUGGAGCAUUCCUUAUUUUUCUCGUCUUAAUAUUAAAAUCACAAUGAAAAGUUAAAUCAUUUACAACGAUGGUAAGAAGAGAAACAAUCUAAUGAAAAAACUGAUAUGAGAACAAACCAUACAAUUAAAUUGCAGCUGUAUUUACAUGAACAUUUUCAACCUAACCAAUAUAGUAGACAUCCGUUUCUUGGCGAUUUUAAAAUCACUGAAUAGAUCUCGUGACUAUUGCAUAUGAACAUCGAAAAUAACAAAUCAAAUAUUUCAACCCCAUCCCUCCCAGUAUAAAUCGAACCAAAGAACCCAAGCUCGUUGUGUUUUACACCGAAACUAUACAAAUCGUGCAUCAAUUUCAGCGAAAUAAAAAUCGAA
Uranotaenia lowii is the source of this 2610-nucleotide messenger RNA. RefSeq names its product G-protein coupled receptor Mth2-like. The coding region runs from base 204 to 1835 and encodes 543 amino acids. The transcript is spliced from 5 exons. Gene Ontology annotation, molecular function: G protein-coupled receptor activity. Lineage: Eukaryota; Metazoa; Arthropoda; Insecta; Diptera; Culicidae. Gene Ontology annotation, cellular component: membrane. Gene Ontology annotation, biological process: G protein-coupled receptor signaling pathway; cell surface receptor signaling pathway. The record is from RefSeq and is a predicted model, not a curated record.